AUGUCGAAAGCAAAAUACAUUGUUGAAGGAGGAUCCUCAAAUCGACCUCCAUUCUUUGAUGGAUCAGACUAUUAUUUUUGGAAAAACAAAAUGCAGUUGUUCUUAAAAUCUCAAGACACAGGAAUGUGGCGCAUCAUCACAGAUGGAGAUUUCACACAAAGGGUUGAUCAAGAUGACUCGAAUUCUGCUCUAAGAAAGGAAGCAGAUUGGACAGCAGAAGAUAAAGCUAAGGUACUUCUAAACUCUAAAGCUCAAUUAUUCUUAUCAUGUGCUUUAAGCAGGGAAGAAAGUGAAAGGGUAGAUGAAUGCACAACUGCAAAAGAAGUCUGGGAUACAUUGCAAACUCACCAUGAAGGAACAAGCCAUGUCAAAGAAACAAGGAUAGACAUUGGUAUAAGGAAAUUCGAAUUGUUCGAAAUGCAAGAAGGAGAAACCAUUGAUGAAAUGUACUCAAGAUUCACCACAAUAGUAAAUGAAAUGCGCUCUCUUGGCAAAGCCUAUACUGUGCAAGAAAGAGUAAGAAAAAUCAUGAGGUGUCUCCCAAUCAUUUGGAGACCAAUGGUGACAGCUAUAAGCCAAGCCAAGAACCUUGAGUCACUGCCUCUGGAAGAACUAAUUGGAACUCUAAGAGCUCAUGAGAUAGUAUUGCAAGAAGACAAACCAGUCAAGAAAGGAAAGGCAAUAGCACUGAAAGUCUCUCAAGAAAAAAUCACAGUUCCAGUUGAAGAGGAAUCAGAAGAGAAUGAACAAGGAGAUGCUGAUGAAAUCGCGCUUCUCACUAGAAGAAUUCAAAGAAUGAUGAGAAGAAGAGAUCAAAUCAAAAAGGGAUUUCAAAACAGAAAUCCUAAAACAGAGAUUGACAAGAGUCAAGUCACAUGCUUUGGAUGCAACAAAUUGGGACAUUACAAGGCAGAAUGUCCAUCAAACAAAAAUCCACCAAAACGAUUUCCCUUCAAAAAGAAAUCAAUGAUGGCAACAUGGGAUGAUUCAGAGGAAUCAGAAACAGAAGAAGAGGAAGAAGAAGCCAACAUAUGCUUGAUGGCAAAAACAGAGGAAGAUGAGGUAAUGAAUUCUGAACCAUGUCAUUUAUGUCAACAAAUGGGAAAUGAAUUUGAUAACUUGCUAAAUGACUCAAAUCUCCUUAUUCAAAAAUGUAGUUCUCUGAAAGAACAGUUUUAUAAAGAGAAAGAAGAGAAGGAAAGAAAUCAGACUGAAAAUAAUUUAUUAAAAAAGAUGAUUCAAGAAUUGAAAGAAACAAGAGUUUUUGAAAGCGAAGAAUGUCAAGAACAUUCUGCGCUACAAACGGAGAACGUUCAACUCAAAAAUGAAAACGAACUUCUCAAAACUGAUUUACUAAACUUCAUUAAAGCCAUUGAAACUUUUCAUAACAUCAUGGGAUCUCAAAUAGGAAUUUUUGAUAAAGCUGGUCUUGGUUUCAAUCAAACUCAAAAAACCAAACUUUAUGAAAACUUCUUUGUUGGUUUUCAAAAUACAAAGAGAAAGCCUUGGUUCUUGGACAAUGGCUGUUCAAGGCACAUGACAGGAGAUAGAAACUGUUUCAUAACCUUCAGCAAGAAGGAUGGUGGUUCGGUCACAUUUGGAAAUGAUGAUCAAGCUCAAAUUAAGGGAAAUGGAACAAUUGGUAAGACAAACUCUGCUCAAAUAAAUGAUGUCCAAUACGUGGAAGGAUUGAAACACAAUUUAUUAAGCAUAAGUCAGUUGUGCGACAAUGGAUGCGAAGUCAUUUUCAAACCAAAGGUAUGUGAAAUCAAGAAGGCCAAAACUGGAAAAAUUAUGUUCUCUGAGACAUUCAAUAGUGUCAUAAUUGGACCUAGAGGGAAACCCACAAUGACAAUGUUUGAAGACAUCAAAUUGUACUUAAUGGAAAGGUGGGCAAGAAAUAGAACUACAUUGGAAAGGUAUGCUGGUGAAAACAUAUUCGAAGUUAGUAACAUCACCCACAUAGGAGACAAGUUUGUGGUAUCACUGGAAAAGAAAGAAAGUUCAUGCAGGAAGUGGAUGCUUACUGAAAUUCCCUGCUGCCAUGCAGUUUGUUGCUGCAAUUUCAUCAAACAAGAUCCAGAAGAAUUGAUUCCAAUAUAUUAUAGGAGAGAGACAUAUGCGGCUUGUUACCGACCUAUUAUUUACCCAUCAAAUGGACAAAAUCAAUGGCCUCAAACUCCAUAUCCUGAUGUGUUACCACCACCAUCAAGAAGGCUUCCAGGAAGGCCCAAAAGGUCAAGGAACAAAGAUGACAAUGAAAAAAAAUAA
Cicer arietinum (chickpea) is the source of this 2271-nucleotide messenger RNA. Lineage: Eukaryota; Viridiplantae; Streptophyta; Magnoliopsida; Fabales; Fabaceae. The record is from RefSeq and is a predicted model, not a curated record.